This is a messenger RNA of Aricia agestis (brown argus), 1330 nucleotides long. RefSeq names its product 28S ribosomal protein S9, mitochondrial (gene mRpS9). The record is from RefSeq and is a predicted model, not a curated record. The transcript is spliced from 2 exons. Lineage: Eukaryota; Metazoa; Arthropoda; Insecta; Lepidoptera; Lycaenidae. Gene Ontology annotation, biological process: translation. Gene Ontology annotation, molecular function: structural constituent of ribosome; RNA binding. Gene Ontology annotation, cellular component: ribosome; mitochondrial small ribosomal subunit. The coding region runs from base 96 to 1295 and encodes 399 amino acids.
AGGUUAUUUUAGUUUUUGGGUUUUAUUUAUAAAAUUAGUUUAAUUAAAAUGAUCUAGCUAUCUUUUUUAUAAACUUUGUAAGUAAAUCCAUCAAGAUGUCACUCGCUAUAAAGAUGAGCAUCAAAUGUGCCCUCCCAUACACGAAAGUGUUUUAUCCCAUCAUACAAAACAGGAUUACACAGAUUUCCAAUUACAGCUCCAAAGUAAAAUCCAGUGAUCAGAAUUUGAAUGAUUUUACGGAUUGGGAAACGUUAAGUAAGAAGAAAAAGAUCAGCAAAGCUAUGAAAGCGUAUUUGGAGCGAGCAAAAGAACACGACGAGUUUAUGAAAAAAGAAAAGCUUCAAUUCGAUAUAGGCAAGAGGCACCUCGCUAACAUGAUGGGGGAAGACCCCGAAACGUUCACUCAAAAGGAUGUCGAUCGAGCCAUUGAGUAUCUAUUCCCUAGUGGCAUCUAUGACCCUGCCGCUAGGCCAAUGAUGAAGCCACCGGAAGAAGUGUUCCCAGCACGAAAAGCAGCAGAAUUCGAUGAAGCCGGUAGACCUCACCAUUUCCUCUUCUAUACAGGAAAACCAAAUUUCUUCAAACUGCUCUAUGAUGCAGCAGAAAACAUUCAAAAUUUGUAUGCCUUCAGUGAAAAAGUAGUGAGAAAGAAGGCUACCGCUGAUCCAAAUGGGUCUUUAGAUUUCACAUCUAGUGUUUGGUUCACUAAAGAUCAACUCGAACAAGCAUUGGUGGAACAAAUAAGUGACUUGGAGUAUGAUAACUUUAAGCUGGUCAUGGAAAGAUUGUCAUCUAUGCCUUAUUCAUACAAAUGUAAGGAGUUUAUUGAGAAAUACAGGAAUCCUCUUGCUAUCCAAAAGUUUGCUUUAGAAAUACCGAAACCGAGCUACGAUGAAAAUGGUAGAGCUUACAUAACCACAUAUGAAUGUUUACGCAAAAAAGCAAGAGGUGAUGUGACUAUUAGGUCUCCGGGCACAGGAAAGAUUACUAUCAAUGGCCAAGAUCUGACGUAUUUUGAAGAUGUUCAGUCCAGGGAGCAAGUAAUCUUCCCACUCAUUUUCACUGGCUUACAAGACCAGGUUGAUGUAGAAUGCAAUAUAGAGGGAGGAGGGCCGUCCGGGCAAUCUGGAGCCAUUAGAUGGGGAAUAGCAUGGGGUCUACGUAGUUUCGUCGACAAACAAAUGUUGGAGUCCAUGCAAGUGGCAGGUCUACUGACAAGAGACCACCGAAGGCGAGAACGUAAGAAGCCUGGUCAACCGGGUGCCAGGAAAAAGCCAACAUGGAAGAAGAGAUAAUUUACAUGUUUACUAGAUAAUUUCAAUAAAAAACA